AUGACAAUACUGAAGACCUUUUUACUAGAAGUAAAGCAAUAAAAGCAAAGAGAUGAAUAUCUGAAUAUUAAAUAGGAUGUUUUGUAAGAUUGUGAUCUAAUCGAUAAAUUGAGGAGAGACUCAGCAAAGUUUAUUGAGAUUUUGGAGUAUGAGAUAAGAAAAACUAUAUCUUUCUCCAAGUUCAGAUACAUAGAUGUAAUUAAGAAAUAUGAUAAAUUAAAAGAAUAAAUAAUAGGCAUGUAAUAAGAAUGGAUUUCGCUUCCAAAAUUGUUUAAUUAACCUACAUUAGCGAUAACAUGGAACUUAAAAUCGAUGACUGAAGCAGAAAAACAUUAAUUAAAGUUAAUUAAAUAAAAUAAGCCCAAGCUUAAAUAAUAUAGAAGAAAAUGUGAGGAAUUGCAAGACAGCAUGUUUAGGUUCUAUGUAGAAGUACAACAAUUAUAAUCAUUCUUAAGUAUUAAUUAUGAAGCAACUAGAAAAAUAAUAAAAAAGUUUAAAAAACAGGAGAUAAGAGGUAUAAUGGAUGUAAAUGAGAAUAUUUUUGAAAAAGUUAUUGAAUUUUAGAAUGAGAUUCGUGAAUUGCCUAAAAGGUUAAAAAUGAUAAAGGACGAAACAGAAUCAGUAAUUAUUUAAAAUUUCUAUAAACAUGAUAAUCCAAAAAAGUGUAGAGAGUUUUUGAGAAGAUAUACAGAAAAGAACCAAUUAUCAAAUGAGAGUAUAUUUUAUUUUGGAUUUUUUGCUGGAUUUGCUACUCUAAUGAUUAUAGUCCUUUUGUUAAUGAGAUAUGAUGGAUAUUUGGAUCCAAACUCAGAUAAAGUUUUUAAUAAAGUUUUUCCUUGUUUCAGAGGAGUUGCAUUAUUCAUAUUUUAUUUUUGGAUGAUAUCUCUUGAUGUAGCAGGAUGGAACUACUUUAAUGUUAAUUAUAAGCUCUAUUUGGGAUUCAAUCAUCAUUAUUCAACAUUGUCUGAGAUAUUAAAAAGAGUGACUAUUUUUAAGGAAGAUAUCGGGAAAUUAGCUUAGGAACUAUAGGUGUUUGAUGUGAGACUCUACCCUCUCCUAAUAUGGGUGUGUUUGUUGAUAUAUGUGUUAUAUCCAUUCAAGAAGAUCUUUAAUCCAGAAGGAAAGAAAUAUAUGUACUAAAUGUUAUAUGGAAUGUUUUGGGGAUUCUUAUUUAAUUAUGAAUCGAGAUAUACAUUCAUGGCAGAUUAAUUCGCAUCCUUCACUACUCCCAUAAGAGAUCUAGACUAUACAAUCUGUUAUUACUAUUACAUUAUAUUCAAAGGUUAUGAACAUGAAGGAUAAUGUGAGCCAAGGACAAGAUUUACCAGUGCCCUUCCAGCUACAGUACCUUAUCUGAUUAAAUGUGCUCACUAUCUCGUUAGGGCAAGAGUUAAAGGCAGAUUAUUUGGAACAGAUGAAUGGUAUAACUUUUUAAAGACCGCCAAUGCUGCAUAAGUUGGGGUCUGGUCAUUUUUGGCUAGAAGAAAUCCUGAUGUCACUGAAUUCAGAGUCAUUUGGAUAUUUGUAGCUAUAAUUAGUACAUUUUGGCAAUAUUAUUGGGAUUUAGCUAAGGAUUUUUUAUUUUUCGAAAAAGAUUCAAAAUAUAAGUUUCUUAGAAAUGAUUUAGGGUACAAUAGUCCAACAAUCUAUUACAUUUUUGCUGGGGUAAAUCUUGUAUUGAGAUGCACUUGGGUGUUAUCACUGUCUCCAGAUAUUUGUAAACUAUUUGGGAUCAAGAAUGAAUUGUUUGUGUUAUUGGUUGGAUUCUUAGAAAUGAGCAGAAGAUUUCUUAAUAAUUUUUUAAAAGUGGAAAAAGAACACAUAGUCAAUCUACGUUCAUUAAAGGUUGUUUAGGAUCUAAAGUAUCCAUUUUAAGUUCAAAAGGAGUUAGUUGAAUUUAAUAAUCGUGACCAUUGGUCUGUUUCCUCAUUUCUUCAGCCUAAUUCAGGAUUUCAAUCUUUAAAGGAUGAAGUAGAGUUUGAAAAUAGACCUAGUGUUGUACAAUUAUUCAAAGGGCUUACUGAAUAGAUAGGUUAAGCAAGACAACCAGCUCAGUCGAUCAAUGAAUAAAGAAUCUCAUAAUAUACAAUAAAUAUCAAUAGAGCCCCGAAUGUCAAGCUUCCUCUUAAAAAAUCAGAAAGCAAAUAAGAGAUGUAUUUUGAGUAUCAAUAGAGAGAAUCCAAAUAUUCUAAUGGAACACAAUUCUUAAAGGUCCCUCUGAUGAAGAAUGUUAGUUAGCUUAAUUAUCAAUCUGUUUAAUCAUCUUAUGAAGAUAAUUUAUCAGAUGUUGAAAAUAAAAAUAAUGCUGAUUAAGAGAGAGACACCUUGCAUGAUAUUAGAUUGGCGACUGAAGAGAAUUCCAUUAUAGAAAAAGGAAAGAAGAAGGAGAGUUUGGAGCGACAAUGGAUUAAAGAAUUAAAGCAGGAAAAUAAAAAAUAUAAAAAAUAAAUCUAUAAAAGAUAUGAAGUAUAUAGAGUGUAAAAAACAACUGAAUGA
Messenger RNA from Paramecium tetraurelia, 2496 nucleotides. RefSeq lists its product as uncharacterized. Gene Ontology annotation, molecular function: inositol hexakisphosphate binding. The transcript has 4 exons. Gene Ontology annotation, cellular component: plasma membrane; Golgi apparatus; cytoplasm. Lineage: Eukaryota; Ciliophora; Oligohymenophorea; Peniculida; Parameciidae. The record is from RefSeq and is a predicted model, not a curated record. Gene Ontology annotation, biological process: cellular response to phosphate starvation; phosphate ion transport.